UUCCUGCUCUAUGAAAACAUCUACAUCAGCAUCGGCUUCCUGUGCUGCAUCAGCAUGGACCGCUACCUGGCCGUGGUCCAUCCUCUCAGGUUUACCUCUCUCCGCUCUAUGACUGCGGCAUGGAUCGCCAGCGCCACCAUCUGGCUUAAAGAGGUAGCAGUGGGUGUGGUUUUCUUUCGCCACAAAGAGGUGAGCAGAGACCAGACCAACCAAUCGGUGUGCUUCGAGCAUUACCCCAUGAUGCCGUGGGAAUACCCCGUCAACUACUACCGCUUCAGCGUCGGCUUCCUGUUCCCGCUGGCCAUCCUGUCCGUGAGCUACCUGAGCGUUCUUCGCGCUGUUGGCCGCAGCACGGGCACCCAACCGGACCAGAAGACCCGGAUCCGGCAGCUGGUCAGCAGCACCAUCCUCAUCUUCCUGGUCUGCUUCUCUCCGUAUCAUGUCCUCCUGCUGCUGCGGACGCUGUUCGAGCGUGACUGCAGCUUCAUUACAGGAAUCUUUAACUACUACCACGUGUCGCUGCUGCUCACCAGCCUGAACUGCGUCGCUGACCCGGCGCUCUACUGCUUCGUCAGCGAGAGCGCCCGCCGCGGGCUGCACCGGGCCGUCGUCAGACCUGUCACCAGGGUCGUCUGCUGCUGCUGUCGCCGAGGCAACGCCAGCCCUGUCGGCCCAGCCGGCGACUCCCACGAGGUGGCGAAGGACGGGAAUGGCGGGCAGAGUGUGACGCUGCUGACCCACAGCUACACACCGCUGAACGCCAAGACAGGCAGCGGGAAUGCGACCUCUGACCCCUYGACUGUCCCAGASAAGUCCCGGGCAGAGGACAGCGGGGACAUGGGCGGAAGGACCGGGGACAGGAAGUGCAGCUGAAACAUGGCGACCCGGGCAGUCAGACUGCCAGCCGGGGAUUUACGGUGUUACCGUGGUUUCAUCUGAACAGCUGAAGGUUAAACUUUGACCUUUGACCUGUGGUUUCUACAGGGGGACUGGCUGCCCUUUGCUGAUUGGUCAAAAACCGACCGGAGACAAUCUGAGUGAAAGGCAGAAAUGUGAGCAGACUGAGCCGGAAGCCAGAAAGUUUUUGUAGCAGACAAUUGCAGGAACCCAUCGUCCGGACCAGGGCCG
This is a messenger RNA of Poecilia reticulata (guppy), 1128 nucleotides long. Lineage: Eukaryota; Metazoa; Chordata; Actinopteri; Cyprinodontiformes; Poeciliidae. The record is from RefSeq and is a predicted model, not a curated record.